AUGUCUGAACAAACUCCAUAUUAUCAUAAUACCAGGAAAACUUACUAUCAUUAUACCAAUCUUGAGGGAGCAGAAGGAAUCCAAGCAGCAGGUUGUAUUAACCCAUCUAAAACCACUGAUGGGAUUUUUGGACGAGGUGUGUACCUGAAUAGAAUGGCUCCCAACAACGACCCAGAAGAUGUAGCUAAGAAUAACUAUGAUCGCAACUGGCAACAACUUAAGGAUAGAGUUGGUGUAGCCAUAGAGAUGCAAUUGCCUGCUACUUUACCAAACCGACUUAACCUGACCGACCGAGAUGUUUAUUUUGUACCUAAAUCAAAGAUAUUAUUAACUGACACUAAACGUGUAGUGUUCCAUCAACUUAAAAUCCCUUGA
Messenger RNA from Lottia gigantea (owl limpet), 375 nucleotides. RefSeq lists its product as hypothetical. The record is from RefSeq and is a predicted model, not a curated record. NCBI's taxonomy places the organism in Eukaryota, Metazoa, Mollusca, Gastropoda, Lottiidae. Bases 1 to 375 code for a protein of 124 amino acids. The transcript has a single exon.